UACGUCCAAUCUGUGGAGUCUCUGCUGCUGUGACCUGCUGCAGUUUAGUCAACGAAAUAGCUGUUUAAAAGUCGUGCCGGGGAUGAUAUGGAAUUAGUGUGAAAUUUCAGGCCUGCGUGUCCUCAAGGAGGCCGUGCCUAGUGUGACCUAGCAGAGGUCAUCAUGGAUUAGCUGUAAUUCAGUAGCUUUCUCCAGACAGUGUGACUGACAGCAAGAACUGGGACAAGGCACUUUGGUUCUACUAACGUUAGCUAGCAUCGCAACUUAGCUGAACGUUUUUGAAUCAGCCUUACUGCUGCGACAGUUGUUGUGUAGCGUAAGCGUUAGCCCUGAGCUGUCGUUGCCUGCUGCUUGCUAAUGUGUAGCUAUAGUUAUUGCCUCCCAGUGGUGGAAAAAGUAUUCAAAUCUUUUAACGAUUCCUGGAGUAGUUUGAGAUCCUUGAGAGACUCUCAAGGCAGGAUGGCUCCCAAAGAUAUUAUGACCAAUUCUCAUGCCAAAUCCAUCCUCAAUGCUAUGAACUCACUUCGCAAGAGCAACACACUCUGUGAUAUCACUCUGAGGGUGGAGAACACAGAUUUUCCAGCUCACCGGAUUGUCUUGGCUGCCUGCAGCGACUACUUUUGUGCCAUGUUCACCAGCGAGCUUGCAGAGAAAGGGAAAUCUUUUGUCGACAUUCAGGGGCUCACUGCAGCGACUAUGGAGAUCCUGUUGGACUUUGUCUACACAGAGACGGUGUUAGUCACGGUGGAGAACGUCCAAGAAUUGCUCCCUGCAGCGUGCUUGCUGCAGCUCAAAGGGGUGAAAAGAGCAUGUUGUGACUUUUUGGAGAGUCAGCUUGAUCCCUCCAACUGUCUGGGUAUUCGUGACUUUGCCGAAACUCACAAUUGCCUUGACCUGAUGCAGGCCGCUGAGCUCUUUUCCCAGAAGCAUUUCUCCGAGGUGGUUCAGCAUGAGGAGUUCAUGCUGCUCAGCCAGACAGAAGUUGAAAAGCUUAUAAAAUGUGAUGAAAUUCAGGUGGACUCAGAGGAGCCUGUAUUUGAAGCCGUGUUAAACUGGGUCAAACACAACCGAAAAGAGCGAGAGCCCUACCUGCCAGACAUGCUAGAGUUUGUACGAAUGCCGCUCUUGACCCCCCGCUACAUUACAGAUGUCAUUGACGCUGAGCCCCUCAUUCGGUGUAGUUUACCGUGCCGAGACCUUGUUGAUGAAGCCAAGAAAUUCCACUUAAGACCGGAGCUGAGGAGUGAGAUGCAGGGCCCACGCACACAAGCUAGAUUAGGUGCCAAAGAAGUCUUGUUGGUUAUCGGUGGGUUUGGUAGCCAACAGUCACCAAUAGACAUAGUUGAGAAAUAUGAUCCAAAAACACAAGAAUGGAGUUUCCUUCCUAACAUUGCACGGAAAAGGCGUUAUGUCGCCACAGUGUCCCUCCACGAUCGAGUUUAUGUGAUCGGAGGCUACGACGGUCGGUCAAGGCUCAGCUCUGUGGAGUGCCUGGACUACACAGCAGAUGAGGACGGCGUUUGGUAUACCGUAGCCACCAUGAAUGUGCGUCGUGGCCUCGCCGGUGCCACAACACUCGGAGACAUGAUCUAUGUUGCCGGAGGCUUCGAUGGCAGCCGACGUCAUACCAGCAUGGAGCGCUACGACCCAAAUAUUGACCAGUGGAGCAUGCUGGGAGAUAUGCAGACGGCUAGAGAAGGAGCCGGUCUGGUGGUCGCCAGUGGGCUCAUAUACUGUUUAGGCGGAUAUGACGGACUAAAUAUCCUGAAUUCAGUGGAGCGGUAUGACCCACACACAGGCCACUGGACAAGCGUUACACCCAUGGCCACCAAGCGGUCAGGGGCUGGUGUUGCUUUACUCAAUGACCACAUCUAUGUGGUGGGAGGCUUUGAUGGUGUUUCACAUCUGGACUCUGUUGAGGUCUACAACAUCAGAACAGACUACUGGACCACUGUAGCCAGUAUGACCACUCCUCGAUGUUACGUAGGAGCAACCGUCCUCCGAGGACGUCUGUACGCCAUUGCAGGAUAUGACGGAAACUCUCUUCUCAGCAGUAUUGAAUGUUACGACCCGGUUAUCGACUCAUGGGAGGUUGUCACCUCGAUGGCGACACAGCGGUGCGAUGCAGGCGUCUGCGUCCUACGAGAAAAGUGACCUUCGCCGAGAACGGGAACCACAAGUGGAAAAGCAGGCAGAAGGACAGGCAGCUAGACUUUGCUAAAACGCCACUAAAACAGAGCCACAAAGGGAGACGUUUGUUUCGCCAGUAUGCCGAUAGGUAGUUUGGGCUGCCUCCUCUACUGGAUGGUCAACCCUCUGACACUUAGACUGUGCAACAGAGAUUCAGCUUCGCCGUGGUCGACUUCACCUCAAAAGAGGCCUCCAAGGAGCCCAUCACAACUUGCAUGACUCUCUUCGGUGGUACUUGUUGCUGUCGUUACCUGUGAGAUUAUUUUUUCAGUUUGUCUUCAAAGUGCAAUAUAUUUCUACUCACCUGAAGAAAACAUAAAAAGCUGGAGUCGGUUUAGACUCCGGUUGCUGCUAUAUGCCUUAUGACUUAGGCGUACAUCAAACAGUGAACAUUCAUGUUGCCUCCCGUUUCUCUUUGAUCACCGUUACAGCACAUUGGCUUAUUAUCAAGUGUUCUCAUUUGGCAUUUGCAAUUAACAGGUCAGUAAUUCAACCCUUUUUGUAAUUUUUCAUGUGAACUGUGGUUUUAGAUCCAAAUCACUUUAUUACAGAAAGUUUAAUACUUAUCGUUGCUCUCAGAAUAUAUAUUUAGGGAUACAUUUUGUUUUAGAAAAUCACUGAAUUGUACCAGUUAAUUUGUUAUUUUGUCCCCCAUUUGGCACAGUUGAUAAAUCAAAAAGUGCAAAGUGCAUGUAAUUUGUUCUUCUUCCUCAGCUUAUAAACCUGGAUGUGUACAUGUUGGACACAAAGUCAUAACCAUCACUGUUGCCUGGGAAGUGAAUAAACACACUGAGAUCUGA
Scatophagus argus is the source of this 2990-nucleotide messenger RNA. RefSeq names its product kelch-like protein 12. Gene Ontology annotation, molecular function: protein binding. The coding region runs from base 358 to 2154 and encodes 598 amino acids. The record is from RefSeq and is a predicted model, not a curated record. The transcript has 13 exons. NCBI's taxonomy places the organism in Eukaryota, Metazoa, Chordata, Actinopteri, Scatophagidae.